Molecule: messenger RNA, 887 nt
Organism: Lobosporangium transversale
Lineage: Eukaryota; Fungi; Mortierellomycota; Mortierellomycetes; Mortierellales; Mortierellaceae
Exons: 5
Coding region: 329-847 (172 amino acids)
Source: RefSeq, a predicted model, not a curated record
CCCAAUUCUACGAACAAGCAUAAGCGACUAGGCCUUCAAAUGUUGAACGAGCUCAGUCGCGUGGAGAUGCUUGUCAGCAAAAUCGAGGCUAUGAGCAAGGUAAAAGGCGUAUUUUACAAAAUUAAUCGAGCCAAUAAAAGGUAGAGAGUGCCCAAUCAAUAGAUCCUUCACAAAACAUGUGGCUAACUGUAUCACUGUGGAUGAGUAAGUGCAGCACGAGGAGACCACUGCAGAAUUGGCCAAAACAGUUGCCCACCUGGAGCAGACACUAUAUGCAUACGAAGUAGAAAAUGACCAAGGCGCUAGGCUUGAAAAUACAACAGCCCAUAUGAUGUUACAGCGGUACAUGAUUAGAACUGGGCUUGCGGAAAUGUUCCCCAAGUCAUCUGAAUACCUGGGCAUCGAGCUGAUUUUACCACGUGGUAGUCUCAUUGAAGCCCAUUUUCGUCAGAUGUCGGUUAUCAACCAAUUGGUAUCUAUUGCAAUGCAGCUCCAAAAUGACCUUCGACUAUCGAAUCACAAGUUUAUGGCUCAUCAAGUGGCACUUCUUUACCAAUGUAUCAAUCAGGCAGGACCUCGGUUUUCCACAAAAUACAAAAAUCGUGUCGAAGAGAACUUUAACGAACUUAAAGAAACCGCAAAUACCACUGAUGAGCCUCGUCUACCCAUUGAACUCCAGGCUUGGCUGACUAACCUCACAACAGAUAUUGUGUCCGAAGCACUUUUCAGUGGUUUGUCUGUUUGUCAACAGACAUCAGAGGCAACCCAUUUGUCCGAUUAUAUCAACCGCGUCUCAUCUGGUGGAACGUUGGAUGAAGACACCUGCACAAGCACAGUGACGCUGUAAUUUUUUAUAUUCGGUCAUAUUUGCCACCAAAGUAGAGGCA